Triticum dicoccoides is the source of this 549-nucleotide messenger RNA. Its product is annotated as protein GLUTAMINE DUMPER 6-like. Gene Ontology annotation, biological process: regulation of amino acid export. The record is from RefSeq and is a predicted model, not a curated record. The transcript has a single exon. NCBI's taxonomy places the organism in Eukaryota, Viridiplantae, Streptophyta, Magnoliopsida, Poales, Poaceae. Bases 27 to 395 code for a protein of 122 amino acids.
GACAUCCGUUUGAUUCACCGUGCAUCAUGAGGCCGAUCAGAGAAGGCGAGGCGCUGGUGGGGGUCGCCGGGGCUCCGGCGGCGGCCGGCCACGGCGCGCACCCGGCGUUCUGGAGGACGCCGACGCCGUACAUCUUCAUCGGCUUCACGCUCAUGAUGGGGAUCAUCGCCGUGGCGCUGCUCGUGCUCGUCUGCACGCGCCGCAAGCCGUCCGGGUCGUCGCGCCGGGGGAGCGCCGGCGAGGAGGCGUCGGCCCGCGGGAUGGUGCCGCUCGACAGGGAGCCCAGUGUCGUCGUCACCAUGCCCGGCGACGACUUGCCGUCCUUCCUCGCCAGCGCCAGGCCGUUCGCGUUCCCUGACGCCGUCGAGCCGCCACGCCAGCCGGACGCGGCCUAAGCGCGCGCGCCGCGCCCGUGUGCCCUGCUGGAGGCGGGACCAAUUUUGUUCAUCAAUCAGAUUUCUAGGAUUUAUCCUAAGUAAUUUUGUCACCAGUAGUAGUAUCUAGUCGAGGAGAUCUGUGAAAGCGAAUGAAGUUUCGGCUUUGCAUUGC